This is a messenger RNA of Fusarium redolens, 1758 nucleotides long. Its product is annotated as P-loop containing nucleoside triphosphate hydrolase protein. Lineage: Eukaryota; Fungi; Ascomycota; Sordariomycetes; Hypocreales; Nectriaceae. The transcript is spliced from 2 exons. The record is from RefSeq and is a predicted model, not a curated record. Gene Ontology annotation, molecular function: nucleic acid binding; ATP binding; RNA helicase activity. Bases 31 to 1491 code for a protein of 486 amino acids.
AACACUUUCUUUACUUACACAUCGCCCAUCAUGUUCAGCGCGAAACGAAGAAGGGUCGCGCACGAUGCGCCCAAGAAGAAGAAAUCGGUUGUUGCAGAGAAACCUGCUCGAACUGAGCCUGAGCCUUCUGACGACGAGCAAUCUGAGGAGGAGUCUUCUACUCUAGAGGAGCCUUCUGCUGAGGAAGCAGUUGAUGAUGCCCCCAAGAAAACUUUCAAGGAUCUCGGCAUCGUCGACGCUCUGUGCGAAGCUUGCGAAAAGCUCAACUACAAGUACCCCACGCCCAUCCAAGAAAAGUCCAUCCCCGUCGCUCUCGAAGGCCGUGACAUUAUCGGUCUCGCCGAAACAGGUAGUGGAAAGACAGCUGCGUUUGCUCUCCCCGUCCUCCAGGCUCUUCUCGACAAGCCUCAGCCUCUAUUUGGUCUCGUCCUCGCCCCGACUCGUGAACUGGCAACCCAGAUCGGCCAAGCCUUCGAAGCCCUCGGAUCGCUCAUUUCUCUACGAUGUGCUGUGAUCGUUGGUGGUCUUGAUAUGGUUCCUCAGUCCAUUGCCCUCGGAAAGAAGCCUCAUAUCAUUGUUGCGACACCCGGUCGUCUCGUGGACCAUCUUGAGAAGACCAAGGGCUUUUCGCUGCGAACGCUCAAGUACUUGAUCAUGGACGAGGCCGAUCGACUUCUGGAUAUGGACUUUGGACCUAGCAUCGAUAAGAUUCUCAAGUUCAUUCCCCGCGAGCGACGUACAUAUCUUUUCUCUGCGACAAUCAGCUCCAAGAUUGAGAGUCUGCAGCGUGCCAGUUUGAGAGAUCCCGUUCGUGUGAGCAUCAGCUCCAACAAGUACCAGACCGUCUCGACUCUGCUCCAGCACUACAUCUUUAUUCCUCAUGUCCGGAAGGACGUUUAUCUUAUCUACCUGAUUAACGAGCAUGCUGGAAAGUCCACAAUCAUCUUCACUCGAACAGUCUGGGAGACACAGCGUAUCUCCAUCCUGCUAAGGGCCCUUGGAUUUGGCGCCAUUCCUCUGCACGGCCAGCUCUCUCAGACUUCCCGUCUGGGCGCUUUGAACAAGUUCCGCUCUGGUACACGAGAUAUCCUCGUCGCUACCGAUGUCGCCGCCCGUGGUCUGGAUAUCCCCUCGGUCGACGUUGUUCUCAACUACGAUCUCCCCCAGGACUCCAAGACAUACAUCCACCGAGUUGGACGAACAGCCCGUGCUGGUAAGUCUGGUAUCGCCAUUAGCGUGGUGACGCAGUACGAUGUCGAGAUCUUCACACGAAUCGAGGCUGCCCUUGGCAAGAAGCUCACGGAGUAUCCCACCGAGAAGGAGGAGGUCUUCACUUUCCAGACCCGUGUCGAAGAAGCCCAACGCCACGCCAGAGUCGAGAUGAAGUCUUUCACCGAGGAGAGAGGCAAGAAGGGCAGCACAUUGAAAGGCGGACGCGGCAAGAAGGGCGGCAAGCGGGGGAGAGACGACAUGGACAGGGAGGAGGGUUAAGAGCUUGUGCCUGGACUGGAGUUUCGGCAGUUCGGCGUUGUUUUGGUUGAGGGAAAAGUGUCAAAGUCGAAGGGUUCUUCGAGGCUUGCUUCAGUGUUUCAAUGUCUAUCUUGGCCAGGAGAUGUGGAUUGCUCAUUUGUUGCCUAUAGUGGCUGUAGGCUGCUUGAGGUUAUACGACGAGUGCAUCGACGAAGGAUCCUCUAAUUUAGAUGGCUAUUUAAUUUAUUUACUCACUAUCACUAAAGAUAUUUCGUGUUUCAAAGUUGC